AUGAACUAUGAAUCCCAAAUGAGAACAAAAAAACGACAUAGAAUCACUGUGGUGUGCACAAAUUGUAAAAAAAGGAAAAGUAAAUGCGACAGAAUAAAACCAUGUGGAACGUGUGUACGGCUAGGAGAUAUGGACAGUUGUGUUUAUUUGAGCGAUAGGCUAGGACAACGGGAAACGGGUCCUACCUUGACUGGAAUUGACCACCUGGAGAAGCAAAUAAGACGUGCGGAAGAAACUGGGCCAGGAUUCAUUAGGAAAAGAAGAUUUGCACAACCUCGACAGGACAAAGAUCUCUGGCAAGGAACGCAAGAAAAAGAAAAGCCAACUUCAGGUUACUAUGUUCCAGUAAAUGAAGAAACGCCUUUAUUCAUAGACUUAAUCCCUAAUGGAUUUUGUUUGGAAACCAAGAGAUCUGCUGAUAAUCUAUUUGGCCUGUUCACGGAUAGAGCAAUUGAAAACCGUGAUCCUUAUCUGAAAGCGAUGGUAACAUUUAGGAGUAUCGCGAUCAAGAAAAUGAUGGAUAAAUUAGGAAGUGAUGGCAAUAAUGUGAAAAAUGGAAGUUUACCUAAAUCUUUUGAAGCCUUAUCCACGUUUGAUGCCGACGAUGAGCGUCAUAAUAGAAGUGACAUUAUCGAUGAAGGAAAUAACAUCCGUAUGCAUCAAACAAUUCACAGGUCGUUGUUCAAUAAAUUUGCUAAGUACAGAGAAAACAAUGCUACAAAAUUUGGUAAGAACUCUGAGACUAUUAUAGCAAAAGAGUAUCUGCCUCCUUUGAAGGUAUUGGAAGAUGAAGUUUUAGUGCUGUUCGAGGAAAAAAUCUACAGUAUGAUACCGAUUUUCGAUAUGAAAGUUUUACGUCAUGAAAUAAGGGCCUUUUAUCAAAGUAUAGUCGAUGAAGGGAAUCCUAUUUCUAUAAAACAUUACGAUCAUAUGGUUUUUUGCAUAAUUUUAUUGAUUAUUAAAAUAUGCCGGCUUUCUGUCCAAUUUUCUAAAUUAAGGCCGUACAUUUAUCCAAUUCUUCAAGAAAUUGAUACUUCUAAUUUUAUGGCUCUUGUUAAUCACUUUUUGUUUGAGACAAAGGUCCUUAGAAAAUGUAAUUUAUUACAAUUACAGUGUCUCGUGUUGCUAAGGUUCUUACACUGGUGUGCCCCUGAGGACGGCGAUGGGAGUGAAACUCAAUAUUGUCAUAUUUUAAUGGGUAUAAUAAUAUCAUCAUGUAAAGAAAUGGGCAUUAACUGGUAUUGCAUUUCUCAACCUGAAAAAUAUUCUUUUAAAAUAAACCGAUAUACAAGACCUUCAUACGAUAUAAUGAAACCUGAUGAUUAUGUUUCAGUUUACAGGAAAAUAUGGAGUUGCGUUUUAUUCUGGGAUAGGAAAAUGUGUUUUAUUAGUGGUGGAGAAUGUCAAAUUGGGAAAACAUUACAAUGCCAUUUCAAAAGAGAGGCAGAUAUAACUACAUGGUACAUGCAAAUGUUACCGCUGGAUGCCUUGAUGAAGAAGAUUAACGAUACGCUGAACGAUGACCCAGGAAAUGUAGAUUUGAAUUUAUUACAUCGACUAAUAAGCGAUUUGAAAAGAAAGUUUUAUAUUUUGAAAACCAUGUCAAAAAAAGGGCAAAAAACAAUGGGCCAUUUUGAUUUUGAAAUGGAAUGGAUUAUUGAUUUAUUCUCAUUGAGCUUAUUACACGGAGAAAUGAUAUUCCAUGAAUAUGACUGCAACAUUGCGGAGUUUUACAAGAGUUUCCAAAAUUUAUGGGAUAUGAUCAUUCGUAUUUCAGAGAAAUGUUACAAUUAUUUUUUCAACAGUGAUGCUUUAGAGAUAGAUUCGCUGGUGAAGUUUUAUACUAACAGAAUUGUGGAAAUUGUUGCAAAUAAAGUUUUGGUCAUUAUCCCCGCAUUCAUUCUCAGAGGAGAUCGGUUCAAAACAAUUCAGUACGCAGACAAAAAAAAAAUGGUAGAAUUUCUCUAUGGGAUUUCUUCUGUGUACUUUAACGAAUUUGGUUUUGAAUACUAUCGUUGUUUCAGAAAAAUGUUCACUGCUAAAAUAAGUUAUAAGAUCUUGAAUCGCUCGUGUGAAAAGGAUGCAUGGAGCAUCAUCUUGAAGUUCUUGUUGAAUGAACUAGUACUGGAAGAUAAUGGCGAUAGCUCGAAGGAUUCCAAAGAUACGAGGCUGAAGGAUGAUUGUGCAAUAAUAUCUGAAUUUGAAAAGACAGUACAAAAGCGUAAUCAGCAUGGAACAGAUAUUUUAAGUAUAUGGAAUAAUGAGUUUUAUCCUAUAGGUAAAUACAACGAUGAUAUGACGGGUUUUAAGUUUCAAAUACGAAUGAAACAGAUGCAAGAAUUCUUGGAUAUGGAGAAAUAUUCGGACAAGUUUAAUAUUUUCUCAUCCUUUUAUGACCAUGCAAGUUCACAACUGGCCAAACAUACUGAAGCGGAUACCAGCGUAAACAUGGCAAACGAACAAGUAGCGAAAACGCCGCAAAAGGAACCAUUACAGGAACCUGUGACGGCGGCCUUACCAAACAACGAUUUAAUUGUGUCUGAAUUUGAGAUGAUUCAAGACAUUUUUGAUCCGGUAGAUUUUGUAUCUUUUUUUUGA
Molecule: messenger RNA, 2598 nt
Organism: Saccharomyces kudriavzevii IFO 1802
Lineage: Eukaryota; Fungi; Ascomycota; Saccharomycetes; Saccharomycetales; Saccharomycetaceae
Gene: OAF3
Product: Oaf3p
Exons: 1
Coding region: 1-2598 (865 amino acids)
Biological process (GO): positive regulation of transcription by RNA polymerase II
Cellular component (GO): nucleus
Molecular function (GO): DNA-binding transcription factor activity, RNA polymerase II-specific; zinc ion binding
Source: RefSeq, a predicted model, not a curated record